AUCGGGCAGCUGUGAAACAUGUUUUCCCUAAUGCGAUACAGUCAGUGGCAAGAUUGUUGCAGGCGAGCAUUGAGCAUGCUGCGAAACCAGGCCUACGUCGGUGGCGAAUGGCGAAAUGCCGGCAACGGCGAGACGUUCGAGGUGUUAAAUCCGUAUGACGGUUCAGCGGUCGGCCGGGUCCCGGAUAUGAGCGAGUCGGACGUAAAGUUGGCUGUGGAUAGCGCGCAGCGGGCCUUCUCCGAGGGGGAGUUCAGCAGGACGACGGCGAAGGAACGGAGCGACUUGCUGCGGGGGUGGUACAACUUGAUGGUGAAGCACGCGGAGGACCUGGCACAGAUAAUGACGAAGGAAAGCGGCAAGUCCCUCGCGGAGUCGCGGGGCGAGGUAAAAUACGGUAAUUCAUUCGUCGAGUGGUUCGCCGAGGAAGCGCGUCGCAUCAACGGUGAGGUGAUCCAGUCACCGGUGCGCGGUAGGGAGAUCCUGUUGCUCAAGCAGCCUGUCGGUGUCGCUGCGCUCAUCACUCCGUGGAACUUUCCACAUGCUAUGAUCACCCGGAAGGCUGGGGCGGCAUUGGCUGCUGGUUGUACUUGUGUCAUCAAGCCGUCUGAAGAGACUCCACUGACUGCUCUAGCGCUCGCCAACCUGGCGGAGCAGGCUGGGUUUCCAGCUGGCGUCUUCAACGUUGUUACCACCAGUCCCAAGAACUCUGCAGCUGUUGGGAAGCUCUUGUGUGAGGAUGCGAGGGUCAGGGUGAUGUCUUUCACAGGGUCAACGGUUGUCGGGAAAAUCCUCUACAGGCAGUGUGCAUCAACAAUGAAACGGCUGAGUUUUGAGCUUGGGGGAAACGCUCCAUUCGUUGUCUUUGAAUCAGCUGAUAUUGACCUCGCUGUUGCUGGUGCAAUGGCCAGCAAAUUCCGUAACACAGGACAGACUUGCGUUUCUGCUAACAGAUUCUUUGUUCAUGAGAAUGUGCACGAUGAGUUUGUCGAUAAAUUUAUUUCCAAAGCCAACUCUGACAUCAGGAUGGGCGAUGGAUUGCGAGAAGGGAUUACCAACGGCCCACUGAUCAAAGAGUCGCAACUCAAGAUGGUCUCUGACCUGGUCAAUGAUGCCCUUACAAAAGGGGCAAAACUCCACUGUGGAGGCAAGCCUUUACCUGAAUUGGGCCCCCUUUUUUAUAGCCCAACUGUUCUUACGCAUGUCACUGAAAAAAUGGAAAUUUACAACAAAGAAAUUUUUGGCCCCGUCGCUGUUAUAAACAAAUUUUCAAGCGAGGAGGAUGUUCUUAGAGAGGCAAAUAAUACACCUGUCGGUCUCGCAGGAUAUUUUUACUCCAAGGAUAUAUCACAGAUUUUCAGAGUUGCGAGGAAACUGGAAGUAGGCAUGGUUGGGGUAAACGAAGGGCUUAUUUCGUGCACCGAGGCUGCAUUUGGUGGCAUAAAGGAAUCUGGACUGGGAAGAGAGGGCUCACACCAUGGGAUCGAUGAUUUUGUAGAUGUAAAAUAUGUCUGCAUAGGAAAUGUCACCUAUUAGGCGUGAAAGUUAUUUUAAGCAUUUUGUGAGCAUUCCACAAUGAGUCAGACACUGUGAGAACGUGACACAUUCACUUACUCAAUUUGCAAUAUCUACAAAACCGAUCGAUUUUAAGGCUAGAGCUUUUAAGAAAGAAAACAAAAGAACAAACAAAAUUUCAAUCCGGAAGGGAAACUUUCAGUGGUUUUAUUCUUGGAACAAUAAGACAGAGCUAAUGAUUUUUGAUCUAUUUGUCUUUGAUCGAUUUAUAGCUGUGCUAUUAUAAAUGUCCAAAGUCUUCCAUUUAAUAAAAAUGUUCUAGUUAGUAUGCUGCUUAUUAUCCUAAUUAAACCUAUGAAAUAAUGGUUGUUAUAGAAUCUAUCAUUUCUUAUUGUAGGAAUCUUAACAAUGUGAUACAUAGGACUCGUAAUAAUUGAAGAAUAUGUAACACAGGUAUAUAAAAGAGUGGCCAAACAAUGGAAUUUUUAAUCUAUUUUUACUCUUUCAUGAUUUGCAGAACAGAAAUUGAAUUUCUUCUGUUCCUGGCUAUUUUACCAUGAAAUUUGUCACAUAAAUUAUGAAUUGUGUUAAAAAAAUUUUUAGCUGUUUAAAUUUCAAAACAUUUCUAAAUUACCAUCUCUCUUCUUUUGCACAGAUGUAUUGUG
This is a messenger RNA of Diprion similis, 2177 nucleotides long. It is a transcript of the gene Ssadh, whose product is annotated as succinate-semialdehyde dehydrogenase [NADP(+)] GabD. The record is from RefSeq and is a predicted model, not a curated record. Bases 19 to 1533 code for a protein of 504 amino acids. The transcript has a single exon. Lineage: Eukaryota; Metazoa; Arthropoda; Insecta; Hymenoptera; Diprionidae. Gene Ontology annotation, molecular function: succinate-semialdehyde dehydrogenase (NAD+) activity.